Molecule: messenger RNA, 3927 nt
Organism: Sorex araneus (European shrew)
Lineage: Eukaryota; Metazoa; Chordata; Mammalia; Eulipotyphla; Soricidae
Gene: RIN1
Product: Ras and Rab interactor 1
Exons: 9
Coding region: 404-2824 (806 amino acids)
Biological process (GO): signal transduction; vesicle-mediated transport
Cellular component (GO): endocytic vesicle; cytosol
Molecular function (GO): guanyl-nucleotide exchange factor activity; small GTPase binding
Source: RefSeq, a predicted model, not a curated record
CAUGCCCGGUAGGGGGCGCGCUCCCCCGCGGCCGACCCCAGCCGCGGGCCGCUGAGCCGCUGACCACAGUCUGCAAGGUGUCCACCGGCGGGCGCGGCCGCGCUUAACCCCUUCCCGCCGCCCUCCGGCCGCGCGGUCCGAGGAGGGCCCCGCAGAAGCACCGCGCGGAGACCGGGCCCCCAGCUGCGCGGCGCUUCCCGGCCGGGGGUCCCCAGCGGCUGAGCCCCCGGGGAUGGGCGCGGGCGCGGCCCGGACAGCGCGGGCGGGCACCCAAGAGUUAACGGGCGGGGUGUGACAGGGCGACCGCCCUCAGGAAGUGUUACUCACCGCCGGGAAUGCUGCCUGCCGCCUGGGGGCUGGAUUCUCUUCCUGAGUCCCGGGAGGGGCCGCACCGGCUCCCGGCAUGGCCAGCCCCGAGGAGCCGCGCGCGGGCGCCCCGGGAGCCCCGGCCCCCGCCGGCGUCGCCGCCGCCGAGCCCCCGCAGGGAGAAAAGUUAGCCAAGUUGGAAGGGGCGGCCCGGGCGCGGGGCUCCGCCGAGGGCCCCGCACCCAGGCCCGCCCCGGACCCGCUCUACGACGUGCCCGCGGCGGGGAGCGCGGGGCCGCCCGGGGGGCCGCCGCGGCCGGGCCGCGCCGUGAGCCUCCGGGAGCGCCUCCUGCUCACGCGGCCCGUCUGGCUGCAGCUGGCGGCCAACGCGGCGGCCGCGCUGCACACGCUGCGGACCGAGCCCCCGGGGACCUUCCUGGUGCGGAAAUCCAACACCCGCCAGUGCCAAGUGCUGUGCGUGCGGCUGCCCGAGGCCAGCGGCCCCUCCUUCGUCUCCAGCCACUACGUCCAGGAGGGCCCCCGGGGUGUCUCCUUGGAGGGCUCCGAGCUCGCGUUCCCGGACCUGGUUCAGCUCAUCUGCUUCUACUGCCACAGCCGGGACGUCCUUCUGCUCCCCCUGCAGCUGCCCGAAGCCAUCCGCCAGGCGGCCUCCCACAAGGAGCUGGAAGCCAUCUCCCACCUGGGCAUUGAGUUCUGGAGCUCGGCCCUCAACACCAAGGCCCGGCCGAACCCGAGCUCGGGCCCGCUGCUGCCGCGCCUGAAGCCCCGCCCCCCGCAGGAGCUGGACCAGGGCACGGGGGCCGCCCUGUGCUUCUUCAACCCCCUCUUCCCGGGGGACCUGGGCCCCACCAAGCGCGAGAAAUUCAAGAGGAGCCUCAAGGUGCGCGUGUCCACGGAGACCUCCAGCCCCCUGUCCCCGCCCGCGGUGCCCCCGCCCCCCGUGCCCGAGCCGCCGGGGACGGCCCCCCACCCUGCGGAAAGGCCGCCCCCUCGCCAGCUACUGAGGAGGGAGAGCUCGGCGGGCUACCGCGUGCCCACCGGCGGCGGGGCCGGCCCCCCGCCCCCGCCCCUGCCGUCCCUCCAGGAAGUGGACUGUGCCUCCCCCAGCAGCUCGGACGAGGAGGAGGCGCCGCGGGGCCGGGGGAGCCCCGCCACCUCCCCGGGCCCGGCCCGCCGCCGGCCGCUGCUCAGGUCCAUGAGCGCCGCCUUCUGCUCCCUGCUGGCACCCGAGCGGCAGGUGAGCCGGGCGGCCAGCGCGCUGAUGCGGGACCGCCACACGGCCGUGGGCCAGCUGGUGCAGGACCUCCUGACGCAGGUGCGCGCCCGCCCCGAGCCCGGCGAGCUGCAAGGGGUCCGGGAGGCGCUGAACCGCGCCCGGGCCAUGCUGAGCGCCGAGCUGGGACCCGAGAAGCUGCUGCCCCCGGAGAGGCUGGAGCGCGUCCUGGAGAAGUCCCUGCAUCGCUCCGUGCUCAAGCCCCUCCGGCCCAUCCUGGCCGCCCGCCUGCGGCGCCGGCUUUCUGCCGACGGCUCCCUGGGCCGCCUGGUUGAAGGCCUCCGCCUGGCUCGGACCCAGGGCCCCGCCGCCUUCGGGUCCCACCUGAGCCUGCCCUCCCCGGUGGAGGUGGAGCAGGUGCGCCAGAAGCUCCUGCAGCUGCUCGGCGCCUACUCCCCGGGCGCCCAGAUCAAGCGGUUCCUGCAGGCCUGCAAGCUGCUCUACUCGGCCCUGAGGACCCAGGCGGGCGAGGGCGCGGGCGCCGACGAGUUCCUGCCGCUGCUGAGCCUGGUGCUGGCGCAGUGCGACCUGCCCGAGCUGCUGCUGGAGGCGCAGUACAUGGCCGAGCUGCUGGAGCCCGCGCUGCUCACGGGCGAGGGCGGCUACUACCUGACCAGCCUGUCGGCCAGCCUGGCCCUGCUGAGCAGCCUGGACCCAGCGCUCCGCCAGCCCCUGAGCCCCUCGCAGGAGCUGCAGCGCGCGCUCCACCUCUGGGAACAGCGCCGCCUGCCGGCCGCCCACAGCUGCCAGCAUCUCCUCCGAGUCGCCUACCAGGACCCGGGCAGCGGCUGUACCUCCAAGACCCUGGCCGUGGCCCCUGGCUCUUCCGUCGCUGCCCUGACCCAGCUCUGCGCCACCAAGUUCCGGAUCACCCAGCCGGACGCUUUCGGCCUCUUCCUGUACAAGGAGCAGGGCUACCACCGCCUGGCCCCCGGGACCCCGGCCCACACGCUGCCAACGACUGGCUAUCUCGUCUACCGCCGUGCAGAGCGCCUCGACGCCCCGCAGGCCAGGGCAGAGGGGGGCUGCGGGGAGCCCCCAAGGGGGCGUGAGGAGGAGGAGGAGGAGGAAGGGGAUUGGGGUGAGACGCUCCCCGGGAUCAAAGGCAGCCCCCGGGACAGUAAUGAACAGACUGAAGCCAGGUCCAGGGGACGCGAGGGCCAGGCCUGGGGUGUGACUGCCCCGCCUGGGGGGCCAGAGAUUGAGGGGAGCCUGGGAGAGUAGCAGGGAGUGGCCGGAGUGUGCCAAGGCCCAGCCAGUGCCCUCAGGGAAAGGCCCUGCGCAUUCCACUGCCCGCCGCAACCCAGGCUGCAGCCCCCAGACCCACACCCACUGCCUCGUCCACUCUGCUGUCGCCAGUGGGGGCCACCUCUAGAGGACGGAAUAAAGCGGGGGUGGGGUCAGAGGCCCCCAAUCUAAGUGCUCAAGGCUCCUGGCCCCUUGUCCUUCUUCAUGGGUCUGGCUGGGCAGUCAGCUGUGGUGAACGCCCACAUCUGGCUUGGGGGAGCCCCAUCUCCACUCCACCCCCGGGCAGGCCCUCCAGGCCAGGGCCUUCACAGCUCUGAAACAUUCAGCCUGCUUCUGGGGUGUCAGAAGAAUUGGGGGGCACAGAGGCACAGGGCCCAUCAACACCAGCCCUCCUGGAAAAGCAGCACUCCCUUUCAGGGGUCCUUGAUGUUGCUGCCAAGCUGACCUCAGGCAGGGGACAGGGAGGGGAAAAGGGGUGCCUUCAGCCACACCCCGCACCGCUGGCUUCCCUGCUAUCCAUGGGUGAUGUCCAGGGGUAUCUGUGAUGGGCAGUGCUCCCGACACUCCGGGGGUCCCAAGGGAUUGCAGGGACCAUGUCAGAGAGCAGACGGCGUGGCUUGGCACCCACUGGAUCCCCUCCCCAAACCCAGGCCCGGACCCCAGAAUGGCCUCUCUCUCGUAGGACAUUAGUAAAUAAACGAAUCCUCAAGGGCCGGCGGGUGGCCUCCGAGGGUGGGGUGGGGGAGUCCAAGCAGGGAGCAAAUCCGAGCCGAGGAAAUGCCGAUCACCGCCACGAGGGGGCGCGCGGGGCACAGAAAGGUGCAUCGCUGGAGGCGGGGCGGCGCCCCUCGCUGCAGGUGGGUCGCCGGGUAAGCAGGGGACCAGGCGGAGUCCCAGCUGCCCCCUCCGCUGCCCUCGGGUUAGAGCCUGAGCCUCGCCAGCUUCUCCGGGCCCGCCCCCUCAGGGAGACCCUCCCUCCGACGCGGAGCUCCCGUUGCUCCCGCUCGCCCCCACCUUUGCGCUUUUGGAUGCUGCCCACCCCAACGUGUCCUGGGCGUUUAAUAAAUAUUGUCCAUCGA